AUGACACAAGUAAACUAUGUAACAGUUCCUGUUUCAAAGGAGAACAAGGCCGAGACAUUUACAGUCAACGCAAGAUAUCGCAUCAUUCGUAAAGUGGGAUCUGGCGCAUAUGGCUCGGUGUGUUCUGCGUUUGAUCUGCAACACCAGCAAUACUGUGCCAUCAAGAAAGUAUACAGAGUCUUUGACAAGAAGCUGUUGACCAAACGAUGCCUCCGUGAGAUGAAAUUGCUACGUCUAUUCAACAACCAUCCUCGAAUCAUUCAACUGUUCAACAUGGACAUGCUGGAGGGCUCUGAAGAAAUCUACCUGAUCUUUGGUUGCAUGGAUGCCAGCUUGCACGAUGUGAUCCAUUCAAAGCAGCCCUUGGAUAUUGUGCAUUCUCAAUGGUUUCUGUUUCAAUUACUCUCUGGUUUAAAGUAUAUACACAGCGCCAAUGUGAUUCACCGGGAUUUGAAGCCAGCCAACAUUCUGGUCAAUAAGGAUUGCGACCUUCGUAUUUGCGACUUUGGUAUGGCCCGAAGCUUUGAUCAAGCAGACACUACAUCUUGUUUGACGGAAUAUGUCACGACUAGAUGGUAUCGUUCUCCUGAAAUUAUGGUGAGCAGCCAAAAUUACAGCAAAGCAAUCGAUAUCUGGUCUGUUGGUUGCAUUUUUGGCGAAAUUCUAGGUAGAAAAGUUCUAUUUCAAGGCAGGGAUCAUGUAGAUCAAUUGCACAAGAUUCUUGGCAUCAUGGGCCUGCCCAAAGACAUUUCGUUUUGGGAUCUCACGGAAAAUGUAUCCGCACACCUGCAAACAAUUUGUACUGCAGAUGGAUUACCGCUCCCUACAGAACCUGUCAACUUUGCAACACUAUUUCCCACAGCACCGCCUGAAGCCAUUGACGUGUUGAAGGAUCUGCUGAAUCUGAAUCCAACAAAGCGACUGACCGUGGAAGAAGCCCUGAGAUGUGCAUUUAUCCAGCCGUUUUCUGAUCCCAUCGAAGAGUCCUUAAUGCCACCUGCAACACAGCCAUAUCAAUACAGUUUUGAGAAUUGCAAUGACGAAGCUGAUUUAAAACAUAUGGUGAUACAUGAAAUUGAAUCCUUUAAACACCAGCAAGAAGAAUUAGAGCUGGACAUGGAAAAAAGGCAAAAAGCAAUGCAUUUCUCUGCUUCGGAGAUCUCGCCCGUGCCAAGACGGUACCAUACCAUGGCCGGAGACGCCGAAUCCUUUUGUACAACACCUACUCAAAAGCUAGAUCAUCUUCCUUCUGCUACAAUGAGCUUAUUCGAACAACAUACGCCCUAUGUCACAUCGACUGCCGCUACUGACUCCAACAUGGAUACGGUCGUGUACACACAGGAUCCGCUGGUGGGCGAGCCUGAGGAAUUGAGCGAAGAUGACAACUAUUCUUACCUAUGUGAACUCAUAAAGACUACACCUGGUGUUUGUGUAGAGGAUCCCGACCGUCAAAUCAGAGAACCACCUCAUGGAACCGCCCGCCAAACAUUAGAGCGCGCUCUCAGUGGAUCUUGGAAGUAG
Molecule: messenger RNA, 1521 nt
Organism: Mucor velutinosus
Lineage: Eukaryota; Fungi; Mucoromycota; Mucoromycetes; Mucorales; Mucoraceae
Exons: 3
Coding region: 1-1521 (506 amino acids)
Biological process (GO): protein phosphorylation; intracellular signal transduction
Cellular component (GO): nucleus; cytoplasm
Molecular function (GO): MAP kinase activity; ATP binding
Source: RefSeq, a predicted model, not a curated record